UCCACAGUUGCCCACUCGUUGCAUUCGAUGUUGCAUUCGUUACGUUUUGGUGACCGUGAUAUCCGGCAUUGGAUCAGAUUCUUUGCUGCCUGCUGUCUGCCGCCCUCGCGCGAAUCAGUAGACUCGGACUGAAAUUCCCUGGAUAUUCUGGGUCUGAAGAGAUGAGCCUGUCGUUGUGGGUCAGUCGUCCGACGUACACCAGUGAGCACGCAUUGAAGAAUUCAGGCUUACAAUAUUCUUCUUUCCUAUGCAGUGCAGAGAUCUCAUCAUUGUAACUUCUAGUCAGGCGCUUUCCUCCAGUUCGGCGUGCCGGGACCUGAGUAUACCUUCCUCGCUGCCUAAGUCUGCAUACAUUGCCUUCCCAGAACCAAAUACUAUGACACAGGGGCAUAGCGGCUACCAAAAUGCCCGGUGGAUGUCCACAUCAAGGCCUUUUUGGCGGAAACGUGGUGCUAGAGACCUUCCUAUACAAGGGCGUCAGCUAAUUGGUCGUGCCCUCGCGCACACCGUGAUCGACACCGCAGUGCAGGCCGUGCAGACCUCGUCAUACUCAUAUCCAGACAGUAUAAGAAGGUCUUGCUGUCCUCACAUGUUCACAACAGCCUGUGUCCCCACUCCCUCAUGUAUAAACUCAUGACUUCCCUGCAUAUGCGGCGUGCCGCUACAAUCGCUUUCGCAACUGCACUUUGGACUGGAUCCGCUGGCGCCGCAUCUGUUCGCCACUGCUUCGGGAGAGAAGCAACUUCAUUC
Molecule: messenger RNA, 750 nt
Organism: Laetiporus sulphureus 93-53
Lineage: Eukaryota; Fungi; Basidiomycota; Agaricomycetes; Polyporales; Laetiporaceae
Exons: 3
Coding region: 248-637 (129 amino acids)
Source: RefSeq, a predicted model, not a curated record